Messenger RNA from Vitis vinifera (wine grape), 1058 nucleotides. RefSeq names its product nudix hydrolase 25. Gene Ontology annotation, molecular function: guanosine-3',5'-bis(diphosphate) 3'-diphosphatase activity; bis(5'-adenosyl)-pentaphosphatase activity. The transcript has 6 exons. Lineage: Eukaryota; Viridiplantae; Streptophyta; Magnoliopsida; Vitales; Vitaceae. The record is from RefSeq and is a predicted model, not a curated record. Bases 359 to 880 code for a protein of 173 amino acids. Gene Ontology annotation, biological process: nucleoside phosphate metabolic process; ribose phosphate metabolic process. Gene Ontology annotation, cellular component: chloroplast.
AUUUCCCUUGUCAUGUCCCUCCUUUAAAAUUUUUUUAACAUUUCUUAUGAAGUGAAAAAAAAAGGGUUAGUUAAAUUGUAACCGUCCAUCAAAUGGUGCUGGUGGUGGGACCAAGCCAGAGUGAUAGUAUCUGGACUUAUCGGAAAUGGGGAUCACCAGGAGCGCAUGAGGAAGCAAGUAUGGGAUCUCUACCCUCCCAUAUUUUAGUAUUUGAUUGUGCAAGUGUGGGUGCGCAGGAUAAGGGACGUAGGAUUAUAAUUUAUAACACCAGCGCAAAGUCGACUCCGUCAUCGUCACCGUCAUUCCCCCCUAUAAAGGCACCAAAUCUCGCUGAAAACUGAGCUUAGAGCAGCUAACCAUGGAGGGACUCCCUUCCGGUUACCGGCCGAAUGUUGGAGUUUGCCUCAUCAACUCCGACGAUCAGGUUUUUGUGGCUUCCAGAUUGAAUGUUCCAGGUGCAUGGCAGAUGCCUCAGGGGGGUAUUGAAGAUGGUGAAGAACCCAAGUCUGCGGCCAUGAGGGAAUUGAGAGAAGAAACUGGAAUAGUGUCUGCCGAAAUUAUUGCUGAGGUCCCAAAUUGGUUGACGUAUGACUUCCCUCCUGCUGUGAAGGCCAAAGUCAAUCGCCUGUGGCGAGGUGAAUGGCAUGGUCAGGCGCAGAAGUGGUUCCUUAUGAGAUUAACAAAAGACGACAGUGAAGUCAACUUAGCAAGUGGUGAAGCAGAACCAGAAUUCUCAGAGUGGAAAUGGUCAAACCCUGAAGAAGUUAUUGAGCAGGCAGUGGACUACAAGAGGCCGACAUAUGAGGAAGUGAUGAAAACCUUCAGACCUUACUUCAGUGGGAAUGCAAACUCUGCCAAAUGUAGAUCAGCAAAAUGGUGAAUGCAGUGGGUGUGGGAGGUUUUGCAGCUCUGCAACUUCAUCUCUCACUCUAUUCGUUUAACUUGGGACUCAAACUUUGUUGGCUGUAAAAAUGGAUGUGGCAGGUAGACCUUCGUAUUUAGAUGGUUGGAUAAUUGUAAUAAAAUGUUUAUGCAAAAACUCACUUAUGUUUUCAUGA